CGCGGUACGACUCAGACAAAGUUGAGUUUUGCAGUACAAUCAAUCAGACAUAACAUUUGAUUGAGAAAAGACUAGGACUUAAUUGUUUGCCAGGUUAUCUAAUCAUGUGUAAGACAAUCUAGUGAAGAGAUUUUACCAGCGGAUGUCAAAACCCUCACAACAUUGAUCAUCUUUUUAGGAAAAGUCAGCGCAAAAACUGUGAUUUUGGGAUGGCAGAGCCGCAGCAACAGUUGGUAGACAUCGACCCAGAUUUUGAACCGCUCUCUCGGCCGCGCUCAUGCACCUGGCCGCUGCACCGACCUGAAAUCACCGAGCCGGGGAGCUCAAACACAUCCUCCCCGGCACCGUCCGUCAAGCCGGAGCAAGGAAUCGUAGACUUUAUCAGCAGUUUAAGUUUACUUGAGGAGACCGAGGACUACCCGGAGGAGAAACCCGUCCUUCUGUGCAAUGACUUCCACUGCCAGGACAACUGCGUUCAUCCCCAGCCGCUGCAUCCACAGCAGCCGAAUCCCCAGCUGACGCACCCGCAACAGGUGCCGCCGCUCCCCGCCCCUGCUAGCAGCUCCAGUCCUGCAGCGGCCCAGAGGAAGAGCAGCUCGUCUCGUAGGAACGCAUGGGGGAAUAUGUCAUACGCUGACCUCAUUACCAAGGCGAUCGAGAGCUCCCCUGAGAACCGGCUCACCCUGUCUCAGAUCUACGAGUGGAUGGUGAAGAGCGUGCCUUACUUCAAAGAUAAGGGCGACAGCAACAGCUCAGCCGGCUGGAAGAACUCAAUCAGACAUAAUCUGUCCUUGCACAGUCGUUUCGUGCGGGUGCAGAAUGAAGGAACUGGGAAGAGCUCGUGGUGGAUGCUGAACCCUGAAGGAGGCAAGAGUGGCAAGUCUUUACGCAGGAGAGCCACUUCCAUGGACAACAACAGCAAGUUUACAAAAAGCCGUGGACGAGCCUCCAAGAAAAAGAUGUCCUUACAGGCUGGACUGGAGGGUGGUUCCAACAGUCCUGGUUCUCAGUACCCAAAAUGGCUCGGCAGCCCCAACUCUCACAGCAAUGAUGAUUUCGAGCCCUGGACCACCUUUCGUACACGUGCCAGCUCCGACGCCAGCACCCUUAGCGGACGCCGCUCACCCUUUCUCCCUGAGGAGGACCUGAACGAGACCGGUGAGGUCCACAUCGGGUACCCGGGUGCCAUAGGCACCAAGCUGGGUGGCCCCCUUCCCAGCUUGUCCGAAGUGGCAGGUUCCUUGGUUCACCAUGGUUCUGAGAACAUCAUGAUGGAUAAUCUGCUUGACAACCUCAACCUCAUUUCACCCAAAAAUACUGGUCAGGGCAGCCAAAACGCCCAGCCUAUGAUACAGAGUUGUCCCAGAUACCCAUCUUACAACUCCCCUAAUAUUGGCCCUCACCCUCAAUCCCAAGUUCAACAAGACUACCGGAAGUGCCUGUAUGGACAGAGAAGAGUUGGGGGACUGAGUCCCAUUUCCAUACCAACUUUAUCGGACAGUAAACCCGGAGGUUACGGACCUUUCAUGGGUCCGUAUAACUGCGCUGCAGGGUUGCUCAAAGAGCUGUUGACUGCAGAUGCCAAUCCAAGAGGCGAGCUAAUGCAGUCUUUGGGAUCGCAGACUGGGGAGGGGGGACAGAUGCUACCUACCUAUGCUAGUCAGGGUCAGUUGGGACAAGGGGGCAAAAUGAUGGGCCCUCACGCACACCAUCACAACGUGCAUACACAGCCACGAUCGCUUCAUCAGUUGCCCUCGCCCAUUAUGGGCAUGAAUGGGUGUACCAUGUUGCCCCAUGGGCAUCCUGGUCGCCUUGGUAACAUGAAGCCCCAACCACACCUGCCUCAUAAUAAUCACGCACAGCUGGGAAGAGGUUGUGGUGAGGCAGGGUUGCCAAGUUACAGCAGCACCAAUGGCAUCCACAGGCAUGGACAUGGUCCUCACCACCAUGGACAUCCAGAGCGGUUGCCCAGUGACUUGGAUGAUAUGUCCAUUGAGCAGCUUGAAUGUGAUGUUGAAACUGUACUUUAUGAUACACUUAUGGACGGCGAUGUGCUAGAUUUCAACUUUGACCCCAUGAACAGUCAACAGAAUUUCUCUCAUGGGGUAAAGACCAAUACACAAAACUGGGUAUCUGGAUAAACACAACGAUAUCUGCUCAAACUCAUACACAUUAGUAGACUGUUUCAGAGGUAUUUUUGUCAUUGAGAAUGGCGUUAUGUGACACACCAUUGUAUAGAACAGAUAUAUGAAUAUAUACUGUAUGUAAAUAUCUCAUAAACAGUUGACCAUUGUAGAAUGAAGGUCAAAUCAUUUAAGCACUCCAUUCUUCUCUGCUAAACCUGUAAAAAAAAAAAAAGAAAACAGCUUAAACCAGCCCAAGCUGGUUUUGCUGGCCAUCCAUCCUGGCCAGGCUGGCCUGUUUGCUGGAUUUAUGAGGGAGUUGUAGCACUUUUCAGUGAGUCAGACUGGGAGACUAGCUAAAACCAGCAGCUAAACCAAAUGAACACCAUCUUAUCCAGACUGGGAGGCCAGCUUAUGUCAGCUCAAACCUGCUUUAAGCAGGACUUUCAUUAUCCUCAUCUGUAAGGACUGUAAAACGUAUCGUAAAAAAACUUUUAACUGCUUUUUCCCAAUUUAUGUUCUUGUCUUGAACAGAUAGCAGUAAAACUGGUCUUGGAUCAUCCAUUGUGCCUGUUAUCAAGCAGACUUGCGUUUCAUAUUCAAACCAUAGUAGCAUUCAGCUCUUAUGGGCAGCGAUGACAUGUUUAGUUUUAGUUCUAAUACAAUGUUCAAAUACUCUAUUACACCGUUUCCUUUAUUCUCUCUCUUUGAAGUGUGUACAUACACCUCCUCAGCUGUUUACUUCAGACAGAACCUCUGCAGCCAAUCAGCAGAGGCCUGUGAUUGCUCACUAUGUACUAAUUUACAGUGCAUUGUUCCAGUAGACUCCAUGGUUGUCAGAAAUCAUCAUAAUCUGGAUUUGCUUUUGGUUAGUCCAAUUGUAAAUAAUUCGGCGAGUCAGAGAUCAUGGCUUUUGUGUUCAUAUUUAUGUCGUUUUUCUCACAUAUUGGCACUGUACGUCACUAAAAUUCAGGGCAGAACUGUGUCAUAUUGAUUAAACUGGAUUUUUUUAAAUGUAUAUUGUAUUGUACAUUACAGAUAAUUUUCACAUUUCAGUGUGUUGAAUUGAAUGCCUUUUGUACAGAGAUGUAUUUUUUUGUUGCACCAAUUGGAUUGGUAAAUGAAAUAUUUAUACUAUAGUGUAUGUGUGGAUUGCAGAUUCUUAAUGAUCAUUUUAAGUUCUCCCUGAAGUUUCUCCAAGAACCCCACCAGACUUUUUAAGCCUAAAAGAUUUUGUAUUGUGGCCUUUUUGCAGUAUGUAUAGUAAGAGAUUUUCUCAAACUGCUGAAAAAAUAUUUCAGAGCUAUUAAUUUACAGUAGUUAGUUCAGGUAGUCGAAUGAUACAAUUAACGAUUCAAUAUUUGUUUAAAAAAUAAUUUUACCUAAAAACAAAAAGUUUAAAUAUCUAUUUGAUAACAGCUACACUAUUUUCAAAGUGUAAACAAAAUAUGUUUUUACUUGAUGGUUACGCCACUUGACAUUUUUAGAGUCUAUAUAUAUAUAUAUAUACUGUUUAUAUACUGUAAAUAUGCAUGUAAUUAGUUUAUUUAUGUUUUCAAAAAAAUAUGAAACUCACAUGAAUACAAGAGUAAUGGCAAGAUUGAAUAAAUAUAGAAUUAGUUUUGCUGGUAUUUUAGAAUUCUCAGAGAAGGACACCAGAAAAAAAAAGUUUACUUCAAGCCUAAUUUGAGUCUGUCUGUGGGGGUCGGGCUAAAAGGCUCCUCAAAAUGCUUUUCCAUUUUGUAUUUAAAACAUAUUAUAUCAUGAUUUAGUGUCAUUUAAAAUGGUUCUGUCUGGGUUCUUGUCUGAUUUUUAAAUAUCACUGUAACACACUAAUGUGUUGAAUGCAUUAUACAGUACAUGCAUAACUGCAAAAUAUUUAAUGCUUUGAGAUUUUCAACAUGUGGGACAGUUUUCUAGCCAAACAGUGAGGAGAACCAUGAAGGGUUUGUAAAUUAUUAAUAAUAUUUUAAAUAUAUGCAUAUAUUUUUAACAGCUAUAAAAAAAAGCUGCAUUUUAUAGUCAUUUUAAACUGUCUAUAAAUAGUAAAGGUAUGGUUUUGUAUGCUUCUGUAUGUAAUUAUACAUAUAUCACUGACUUUGUGCUGAAUGAUUUUAUUUUUACAUGGUCUUUGCUUUGUCUGUUUUGAUCUUUUGGCAUGUAAAUAGUGUUGAUUUCGUCUUGUAUAAUAACUACAAAUGUCAUUGGAUAGAUUUGACUCUAAUUUCUUAAUGGAUGAAUUAUUCUCUAAAUGUAUUAGUGAUGGUUUUUGUAUUUGCUAAUAUUGUGUAAUAUGACAUGAUUGACAUGGGGAGAUGUGUUCCCAUGGCACUGUAGCCAGUUAUACUUGUUGUACAGUCCUUGUCAGAACCACAAUGCUUUUAUAGACUAGCUCUACAUGGAGGAAGUGGAUGAUAAUCCUGUAAUGUAAUUAAACACAGAUGACAAACUGUUGAUGAAAGUUAACAAAAGACAAAAUGCAGCUAUUAUAUGAAGCCAUAAUUGUAUAUAAAGAUAUGAAUAUAUAAAUAAGAAUUAAGAGUGUCAUUAUUGUAGCUGUAUUUAAAAAUGUUUGAAUGUUGGGAGAAAUCUGCUUCUGAAUCUGAAGUUUUUGUAUUUUGUACGAGUGUAUGUAGAGGCAUGCAUUUGGGUUGGUGAGAAUGUAUAAGUAUGUUUG
Molecule: messenger RNA, 4800 nt
Organism: Xyrauchen texanus (razorback sucker)
Lineage: Eukaryota; Metazoa; Chordata; Actinopteri; Cypriniformes; Catostomidae
Gene: foxo1b
Product: forkhead box O1 b
Exons: 3
Coding region: 210-2141 (643 amino acids)
Biological process (GO): regulation of transcription by RNA polymerase II
Cellular component (GO): nucleus
Molecular function (GO): RNA polymerase II cis-regulatory region sequence-specific DNA binding; DNA-binding transcription factor activity, RNA polymerase II-specific
Source: RefSeq, a predicted model, not a curated record